Messenger RNA from Aspergillus steynii IBT 23096, 813 nucleotides. RefSeq names its product MFS general substrate transporter. Gene Ontology annotation, molecular function: transmembrane transporter activity. Gene Ontology annotation, biological process: transmembrane transport. The transcript is spliced from 5 exons. Bases 1 to 813 code for a protein of 270 amino acids. The record is from RefSeq and is a predicted model, not a curated record. NCBI's taxonomy places the organism in Eukaryota, Fungi, Ascomycota, Eurotiomycetes, Eurotiales, Aspergillaceae.
AUGACUGCAGCAGCGGAUCUCUCUGCUGAAGCAGAGCUUUACUUCAUUCCCGGUACCGUCCAUCUUCUAGACCUACAGGGACAUAUGAAUGUCAGGCAUGCUGCCGACCACACAGAUGUCGUCCUUGUCCCUGCCCCAUCUAACCAUCCUGAUGACCCCCUAAACUGGUCUCCCCGUCGCAAGCACCUGUCCGCCUUCUGCAUGGCACUGUAUGUCGGUUGUUCCUCCUCGUCACCCUUCACUGACAGUGCUUGGAGAUAUGUGCUGGUGGUGGGUAUCUGCGCAUCCAUGCUUUACUCAACGUUGGCGACACUUUCGAAGAAAAGCGGGCUAAGUGUCAACAACCUGAAUGCGGGCACCGGCUAUAUGUUUCUCACCUAUGGUUGGGGUUGUGUCCUCUUCCAAGCCCUAGCAUUACAGUACGGCAAGAGACCCGCCUACCUAAUCUCUCUCCUGGGCACGAUAGCGAUAAUGGUUUGGCAGCCAUUCAUCACGAAGAACGGCGAAUGGAUUGCAGCAAAGCUCUUGCAAGGCCUUUUCGGUGCCCCAAUGGAAUCUCUCGCUGAAAUCUCCGUAUCGGAUGUUUUUUUCACCCAUGAGCGAGGUCUCUAUAUGGCCAUUUAUGCCAUGGCCCUGGCCUAUAGCAAUAAUUUGGCGCCUCUCAUGAUGGGAUUCAUUAAUGAUGGCCAGAGCCUGGAGUGGACCUUUUACUGGUGUGCCAUCUUCUGUGGCUUCGCCCUCCUGUUCUGCUUCUUCUUUAUGGAAGAAACAAAUUUCCCCCGCUCCAACAUCACUGGACAGGAAGAAGCCUAA